Drosophila willistoni is the source of this 893-nucleotide messenger RNA. RefSeq names its product vacuolar protein sorting-associated protein 28 homolog (gene Vps28). The transcript has a single exon. Bases 99 to 731 code for a protein of 210 amino acids. The record is from RefSeq and is a predicted model, not a curated record. Gene Ontology annotation, molecular function: protein-containing complex binding. Gene Ontology annotation, cellular component: ESCRT I complex. Lineage: Eukaryota; Metazoa; Arthropoda; Insecta; Diptera; Drosophilidae. Gene Ontology annotation, biological process: protein transport to vacuole involved in ubiquitin-dependent protein catabolic process via the multivesicular body sorting pathway.
CACUGGUAUUUUUUUUCUGAACAAAGUCACUAACAUUUGAUACAGUCAUUGGCAUUUCGUCAAUUUACCACUUUUUUUUAUUCAUACGAACCCACAUUAUGCAUGAGAAUAGUCCUGAGCUGUACGAAGAGGUGAAGCUGUUUCGAAAUGCUCGUGAGCGUGAGCGAUACGACAACAUGGCCGAUUUGUAUGCCAUAAUUAACACCAUACAACAGCUGGAAAAGGCCUACAUCCGUGACUGCAUCACACCCCAGGAGUACACAGCCGCCUGCUCUAAGCAUUUGGUUCAGUUCAAGAUAGCUUUCAAGCAAGUCCAGAGUGACGAGUUCCCCACGGUGGACACAUUUGUGAAGAAGUUCCGCCUUGACUGCCCGGCUGCCUUGGAGCGUAUCCGUGAGGAUCGCCCAAUCACGAUACGCGAUGACAAGGGCAACACAUCCAAGUGCAUUGCGGAAAUAGUUUCUCUGUUCAUCACAAUAAUGGACAAACUACGUCUUCAGAUCAAUACGAUGGAUGCUUUGCAGCCCGAUGUUAAGGAUUUGGCCGACAACAUGAAUAGGUUAUCUCUGAUUCCAGAAGAUUUCGAUGCCAAGCAAAAAGUGGAGAAGUGGCUGUCCACUCUUAACGAAAUGCAGGCUUCCGAUGCGUUGAACGAAAGCCAGGUGCGACAAAUUCUCUUUGAUUUGGAGUCGUCCUAUGCAGAUUUCAAUAAAUUAUUGCACAGCCAAUAGAGCAUUCCGUUAUACUUUCAAGUUAUUCAAAUAUAUAAAAUAAUUACGCGUUUGCUUAAAUUUUAAACAAAUAGUACGUAUCGCUGUAUAUUAUCUCAAAAAACAAAAAAAAAUUUUAUAUGAAUAAUUAUAUUUCACAUCGUUAAUGAGUAUUUUAUUUAA